Molecule: messenger RNA, 1691 nt
Organism: Biomphalaria glabrata
Lineage: Eukaryota; Metazoa; Mollusca; Gastropoda; Planorbidae
Product: GTPase IMAP family member 9-like
Exons: 2
Coding region: 333-1601 (422 amino acids)
Molecular function (GO): GTP binding
Source: RefSeq, a predicted model, not a curated record
ACAUCACUUAAACAUUUAUUGUGGCCUAUUGUGUUCGUCUCUUGGGGACUCUCUUUCUUCACUACCAACAGUUUAAAGUUAUAAACUUAGCCUAAGUGCAUAGACUUCGUAUGAACAAAAAAAAAAAGGAUUUUUAACGUAGGCUAUUCAUAAUCAAUCAUAAUUAGUCACAUAUAACCUCGAAGAGACGAUGGAGUAUGUCCAGUAACUGACAAUCACAAUGAAUCAAUCACCAUGAAUCAAUCACAAUGAAUCAAUCACACUGAAUCAAUCACAAUGAAUCAAUCACCAUGAAUCAAUCACAAUGAAUCAAUCACAAUGAAUCAAUCACAAUGAAUCAACUCAACUUUCUUUUAAUUGGCACCAGUGGAAAUGGGAUCAGUUCCCUAGGGAACACACUACUAGGCCAGAAAUAUUUCAAGACUUCAAAUAACUUGCUGUCUACUGACUGCAUAGCUGUCAAAGGAGUCUCCCAUCGGGAGGACUGUAUCAUCACAGUGGUGGAUAUACCAGGCAUCGAUACAGACAAUAAAAACAUAGAUGCUCUGAAAAGUUUCAAAGCAUUGAUCCAAGAAGCAUUGAGACUUUGUGAAGAUGGUUUCACUGCGAUUGUCUUUGUACUGCAAUUCUGUAGUAGAUAUACAAGACAAGAACAAGAGACCCUCAAAUUGAUCAAGGCGACAUUAGGGGAAGGCGUCAUAGCUAAAAGUACUAUUUGUGUUUUUACUCACGGAGACUUGUACAAACAUGAAACUGAAAGUUUUGAAACAUGGUGUCGGAGUCAGAAAGGAAACAUUCAAAACUUCUUAACAGAAUGUAACUACAGGUGUCUUUUAUUUGACAACAAAACGAAAGAUGAUUUGGAUCAACAGAAGCAGCUUCAAAAACUUCUAGAUCUCACCGAUCAAACUGAUCGAUAUUCAUUGAAUCAAUUUUUGUCUGCAGAAAAAGAAAGAAAAUCACUUGAGAAUGAAAUCUCAUCACCUAUUCUAGCGCAAGAAGCUUCAAUGUUUGUUAGCGACAUGCAAACAAAAUUAAAAUCUCUUGAAGAUGAAUGGACUGGAAGUAACAAAGAUAAACUGGACUUACUGUCUAAAUACCAAGAAGAGCUUCAGACUUAUGAGAGCAGCUUUUCAAACAAACACUUCAAGCCUGGAAAAUAUUUAAAUCCAUUUGACUCAAUCAACUUGCUUAAACAAAAUAUUCAGACCAAAUUAAAACUUGUAGAGUCCGAAAUAUUAUUGGAAAAUUUAAAUGAAUCUAAAAAUAAUCGAAGCAUUCAUGAUAAUCCAGCUAAUGCAUCUACUACUCCAGAGGUAAAGUCUUCACUAGAAAUGUCAGAGAGUGGCUAUUAUAACCCAACUAAGACAUCUAACACUUUUAAGAAAACGUCUUCACUAGAGACGUCAGAGAGUUGCUAUGAUAACCCAACUAAGACAUGUACCACUCUAGAGAAAAAGUCUUCACUAGAGACGUCAGAGAGUUGCCAUUUUAAGAUAAAGAAAAGACAAUGUUUUAUUUGUAUUUCAUAUUGUAAUAAGAAUUCUGACUCAUUAGAUCUUGUCAAAACAGAGAAGGGUAUAAUAUGUACGAAAUUGUAAUUAUUCUUCACGAAAAUUAGUUUCAACUAAUGAAGACUACGAAUCUAAGGACCAAAUCAAAACUUAGACCUGAUUAAACAGAAGCAGUAA